Vombatus ursinus (common wombat) is the source of this 1934-nucleotide messenger RNA. It is a transcript of the gene SYP, whose product is annotated as synaptophysin. Lineage: Eukaryota; Metazoa; Chordata; Mammalia; Diprotodontia; Vombatidae. Gene Ontology annotation, cellular component: synaptic vesicle membrane; synaptic vesicle; presynaptic active zone. Bases 65 to 964 code for a protein of 299 amino acids. The record is from RefSeq and is a predicted model, not a curated record. The transcript is spliced from 7 exons.
GCUACUGCUCCUCCCCCCGCUGCGGCUGCGGCUGCGGCGGCUGCUGGACAUCCAAAAGGCCGCCAUGGACGUGCUCAACCAGCUGGUGGCUGGAGGUCAGUUCCGGGUGGUCAAGGAGCCCCUGGGCUUCCUGAAGUUACUGGAAUGGGUCUUUGCCAUUUUCGCCUUUGCUACUUGUGGUAGCUACACGGGGGAGCUAAAGCUCAGCGUGGAAUGUGCCAACCGGAGCGAAAGCCAGCUCAGCAUCGAUGUGGAGUUUGCCUACCCUUUCAGGCUGCACCAAGUGUACUUCGAUGCCCCCACCUGUCAGAACAACGGUGCCAAGAAAGUCUUCCUGGUGGGCGACUACUCCUCUUCUGCUGAGUUCUUUGUCACCGUGGCCGUGUUUGCCUUCCUCUACUCCACAGGCGCCCUGGCCACCUACAUCUUCCUCCAGGACAAGUACCGAGAAAACAACAAGGGCCCCAUGAUUGACUUCUUAGUUACUGCGGCCUUUGCUUUCCUGUGGCUAGUGAGCUCCUCUGCCUGGGCCAAGGGCCUGUCUGAUGUGAAGAUGGCCACUGACCCAGAGAACAUUAUCAAGGGUAUGAGCAGCAUCUGUUCCCAACCUGGCGUGUCCUGCAAGGAACUGAGGGACCCUGUCACCUCGGGCCUCAACACCUCCGUGGUGUUUGGGUUCCUCAAUCUGGUCCUGUGGCUGGGCAACGUGUGGUUCGUGUUCAAAGAAACUGGCUGGUCUGCACCAUUCCUGCGCCCACAGCCCCCUGUCCCGGAGAAGCAGCCUGCUCCCCCAGGAGACUCCUAUGGAGAGGCUGGCUAUGGCCAGGGCCCCGGCAGCUACGGGCCCCAGGGUGGCUACCAGCCUGACUACGGGCAGCCGACAGGUGGCAUGGGAGGCUACGGGGGCCAGCCCACAGAUUACGGGCCCCAGGGAGCACCCACCUCCUUCUCUAACCAGAUGUAGGCUGGUUGGGAUGGGGGGGGAGUGAGACACUCGCCUCUGCCACCUCCUGCAGGAAGCCCUCUGGUGUGUGGGCGAGUGCACGUGUGCCUGUGUGUGUGUGCAUAGUGGGGAAUAUCAGAGCCUGCCUAGGAGCCCCAAGGUCAAAUUCCCGCUCCCCUCCCCCACCCUGGGGGAUGAUCUAGUUGUCUUUGAUGUUUAUAUAGAAUAUAUAUAUAUAUAUAUUACAUAGAAAGAUGUAUUAUUUAUCGGUCAGGAGAUCCCUCGCCCACUCUCCACCCCCCAAAAAUCCCCAUCCCAAUCUGGGGAACGGGAGCCAGACCACCAACCGGGUGAGCCUCCCUAACCCAGACCCUUCCCUAUUCCUUGCGAUGCUCAGUCUCCUUCUCUGUUCAUCUCUUUCCUUCCCUAGGGCUGUAGGCUGAGGGGGCUGGGAGGGAGCAGGGACCCACAUCUACUUGGGGAGGGGUCUACAAGUAGCUGGGCUCAGAACAAAGUUGAGGGAAGGCUCUUUGAAGCCCCAGUCGUGAGCACAUAGGGGGCCCUUAAUGAAUGUUAACUUGUUGACUUUGAGAAAGGAGAAGCUCAGUCAGGAUGGGGAGGUUCCUAGAUGGGGUGAGGCUUUCUAAUGGAGGCAGGAGGCAGAGGCCCAGAGUGAUAGAGAGGGUUGGCUGACUGAUCUCUAGAGGGUCCCAAGGGAAAAAGGGAGGAAAGGCUUGCCGGCCCCAACAGGCUUGAGAAGGCCCUGGCUCCUCGUUCCCCUCCUCUCCUCUCCCCAGAUCAAAUCCCUCCCCUUUCUCCACUACCCUCCUGCAUCUGUGAUUCCUGGUGGUGCCUGUGCUGUGUGUCUCUAUUUUGUCCAGCUUUGUGGUCCUGCCCUUUCCCACCUUGCUACCCCUAACCCUUCAGGGAAAAACCAGGCCAUGGAUCCUCUCUCUUCCCAUCCCCUUUAAAUAAAAGGUACCAAGCCCAC